This is a messenger RNA of Panthera uncia (snow leopard), 2974 nucleotides long. It is a transcript of the gene DESI2, whose product is annotated as desumoylating isopeptidase 2. The coding region runs from base 1031 to 1585 and encodes 184 amino acids. Lineage: Eukaryota; Metazoa; Chordata; Mammalia; Carnivora; Felidae. The record is from RefSeq and is a predicted model, not a curated record. Gene Ontology annotation, biological process: protein deubiquitination. Gene Ontology annotation, molecular function: deubiquitinase activity. The transcript is spliced from 5 exons.
CCGCCGCCGAGGGGAGGCGCCUGAGCCGGAGCGGGCCCGCCAGAGGUCCGGCCCCGUCGGCGGUGAGGGUCCUGUCGGCGGCGCCCGGGAGCGGCCCGGCUCCCCGAUGCUCCCGCGCCGGCUGCCGCGGGCCGGGCUGUGCGCUUAGUGCCCGGCUCUGGCCCCCCGAAGUGCCCGCGGGGGUGGGAGCGGCCUCGGCCCCGCGGAGACGGAGCGGCUGGAGGACGAGGCGGCGGCCGCGGGGAGGAGGAUGGGGGCUAACCAGUUGGUGGUGCUCAACGUGUACGACAUGGUGAGUGCGGCCCAGGCCGGCGUCCUCCGGCCGCGGGGCUCGGACCCCGGCCCCCGGCCCCUGCGCUUCCUGCCGCGCGUCCCCGCCUCCGGCUUAGUUCUCGGGGGUGGGGGAGGGGAGCAGGAUUAGGUUUUAAUCCCCGCGCACGUCGGCGCGCGGGGAAGCGCUGCCCGGUCCGCCCGAGGGCUCCGGCCGGGGCUCCGGGCGCCGGGCCCGACAGCUGGGCGGGCGAGCGGUGUCCUUUCGGCGAAGCUGGGGUCGCGGGUCCGACCUCCACUCCUGUCCCCGGGGACUCCGGGGCCGCCCCGUCCCCGAGCGCCCGUCCGCCCCGCUCUGCCGCUUCUCCCAGCCACACGGCUCCCGGUGCCCGAGUCUCCAGAAACUCCCAAGCUCACGGCUGUCGGUGCUUAGGCUAGACUCUCUCCAAAGGCGCACAGGGGCCGACAGCCCCUUGCCUCCGAGGCAGCCUCAUUCGGAUGAAUGAGGCUCUAGUUUACCGAGAAAAUAGCCCAGCUGAGUUACGUAGAUAAGAGAUCAAGGUGGUGCUCCUUUGCUAGAUUCUGAAGACCACUCUGCAGGUGAUGCAACAGGUAUCCGACGUGACCGCAGGAGAGGGAAGGGGAGUUUAUGAGGUCAUCUAACUUCGGGGUGCCGCAGGCACCCGGGAUCGAGUCCGAGGACUGGUUUGCCACGGAAUUGCGCCUGAAGUACCCGGCAGAGAAGGAUCGGGGCAGUUAGAUGCACGCCUGGUACUGGAUGAAUGAAUACACCUCGUCCAUCGGAAUUGGAGUUUUUCAUUCAGGAAUUGAAGUAUACGGCAGAGAAUUUGCUUAUGGUGGCCAUCCUUACCCCUUUUCUGGAAUAUUUGAAAUUUCCCCAGGAAAUGCUUCUGAACUAGGAGAAACAUUUAAAUUUAAAGAAGCUGUAGUUUUAGGGAGCACAGACUUCCUGGAGGACGACAUAGAGAAGAUUGUGGAGGAGCUGGGCAAGGAGUACAAGGGCAACGCCUACCACCUGAUGCACAAGAACUGCAACCACUUCUCCUCAGCACUGUCGGAGAUUCUUUGCGGGAAGGAGAUUCCUCGCUGGAUCAAUCGUCUGGCCUACUUCAGCUCCUGCAUCCCCUUCCUCCAGAGCUGCCUCCCCAAGGAGUGGCUCACCCCCGCGGCCCUGCAGUCCAGCGUCAGCCAGGAGCUGCAGGAGGAACUGGAGGAGGCCGAGGAUGCGGCCGCGGCCGCCUCCGUGGCCGGCCCCUCGGCGGGCUCCAGACCCGGGCGCCACACCAAACUAUAAAAGGUCUCCCAAGUCUCACCCUCAGAACUGUCUCUGACCGGUGACUGUCCCCAGAGAAAAGUAAGAGAGUAAGAAGCGUCCUUUGGGUAUUUUGUAUGCAAAGAUGGCUCUCCCCCAAAUCCCAGUUUUUCAGCUCAGGAUUAUAUUUGUAAUCAAAAGAAUCACUUGGCGCAGGAGGGAGAACUUUGUACGAAGCCACCCUCGGUUUUUUUUACCCACUUGUAAAUUGGGGUUUACUUCUGUUUUCUACAAGCUCUGUUAAGUUAUGUUUACAGUAUUUUGUAUCGCUGUUUACAAACCUUGCAUGGACUCCUGCCACCGUGAAAGAAGACAGCCUUCACGUCUCGGGAACUUCGGUGGAUCACCUUCCUACACUUGCGACAAUUUCCAGAGCUACGGCGUCCGCAGUCGGCACACGAAGGGCGCUUGAGGGGCUCUGGCCACCACUACCUGCUCCAGAAGGGUCGUUUAGGUUCACGUGUGGUUCUGUUCGCGUUCGGGCACCGGGACGCUGAGGCCAAGGAGCUCCCGCAGCCCAAGGGCUCGGGGCCCGGGUCUUCGGGAAAGGCUCUGCCAGGCGGGGGCCUGCACCCCUGACACCUGUCCCCCCAGGCGGGCCGGCCCGUCCCAUGACGCCUCUGAUUCUGCCGUUAGGAUGGUUUUCGUUCGAGAUAGUCUUGCUAGGAACCGAGGGGUAUUUUUGCACACGUGUGGGGGCUUCAUCGAUAUUUUAAUACGGACUGACCUCCCUGCACACGAUUUCGCCGACGGGGCGGGAGUAGCAGCAGGAGUUGACAUUCAACUGCUUUUGAACUAUUCAGGCUGCCUUUUAUACUAGACCUUGAAAACUGGAGCCUGAAGUAACGCCCUCCACAAAGUUCACGAUUUGAUAUCCCGACACUUCGUGUACCAGACGGAGCGCGUCGGAGUUCUGUUGCUUCGUUCCGGGGGUAGUUUGACCUCAGAGUAGAAAAACCUAGUCUCAUUGACCUCUCGUUGAAGGAUGUUUGUGUGUCUUAAAACUCAUCUUUUUCUGUUCUCCCAAGUGUGUGUCUCUUACGUGACCUCCUCCCACAAGGAAAUUGUCUCCACCGAUAGAUAAGUCCUUGUUAGCAAGGACUCUGUCUGCUCACAUCUACUCCCAGUUUGACCCUUGGAUGUAAGAGCCAAGUCACUACAUGUCAGAUUCAAUUUUUCUGCCUUAAGAAUGAAUGUCCUACAUAGAAUAUUGGGUGAGCGCAUAAAUUAUCCAAGGCAGUGACUUCAGCUUUAUAUAUAUUGUUAGUUUUAAAGUCACCUCCUUUUAUUUAAACUCCUAGAUCGGAUUGUUUGCUAUUUCUCUUUGUAAAGAUACAUAUCUUUCAGUAAAGGACAUUUUUAACUUUUCCA